This is a messenger RNA of Marasmius oreades (fairy-ring Marasmius), 2169 nucleotides long. It is a transcript of the gene SUP35, whose product is annotated as translation termination factor GTPase eRF3. The record is from RefSeq and is a predicted model, not a curated record. The coding region runs from base 204 to 2072 and encodes 622 amino acids. NCBI's taxonomy places the organism in Eukaryota, Fungi, Basidiomycota, Agaricomycetes, Agaricales, Marasmiaceae. Gene Ontology annotation, molecular function: translation release factor activity; GTP binding; GTPase activity. The transcript is spliced from 5 exons. Gene Ontology annotation, biological process: translational termination; nuclear-transcribed mRNA catabolic process, deadenylation-dependent decay; translation. Gene Ontology annotation, cellular component: translation release factor complex.
GGUCCGUAGACUCGGGUCUGGCUUUGACCACAGCGAACAAAAUCAAGCAAACUACAACUCAGUGAUUCAGCCAGGACAGAGUCAAUAUAUCUUGUGGAGAAAUCCGCUGCAAGACCUUGUUCGCUGAGUCAACGUAAAUUUUCGUCUGACUCGUAGCGCGGAUUCACAGCUUACUCUCUUCAUCGAUCCACCACCACACGACGAUGAGCAAACUCAACGCAGGCGCCUUUGCUUUUGUCCCAGGAAAGUCAUUUGCUCUGCCUCAACAGAAUCAAAAUCCACAUCCGCCUAUUGAACAACCAGAGCCGACGGAAGCACCUCGUCCUCCUACCACGAUUUCCCUCAAUAUCGGUGGCUCGAAACCUCCUCAGAAAACUGCUCAACGACAGGAAUUACAAGAAGCACCAGCCCCUCCUCCAACGAUUUCUCUCAACAUUGGCGGUUCCAAACUGGCCACCACACAGCCUGCACCUGCAGCAGCACCUCCAUCGCACUCUCAGUCUCAAGGUAAACCUGCCGCACCUUCACUUCCACCUCCAAAGCCAAAAGCAGAGUCUUCUGCACCUUCCAAAACAUUCACUCUUGAGAAGAGUAAAACAGACACUGUCACUGUUGCGAAAGAAGUACAGGCUGUAGCAGACAAGGCCAUCCUCGAGGAUCUCUUUGGAGCAGGUACACCCCACGAUCCAUCUUCUCAUGUGAUCGGUUCUGAUCUCAUUCACCCCCAAGUCAAGGAACAUCUGAACAUAGUCUUCGUCGGCCAUGUCGAUGCGGGUAAGAGCACCAUGGGUGGAAAUCUUUUAUUUAUCACCGGAACGGUCGACAAGCGAACCAUGGAGAAACUUGAACGCGAGGCAAAAGAGGCCGGCCGAGAGUCAUGGUAUCUCAGCUGGGCUCUUGAUUCUACCCCUCAAGAGCGCUCGAAGGGAAAGACUGUCGAAGUUGGUCGUGCCUACUUCGAAUCCGUUGCCCGUCGCUAUACUAUUCUUGAUGCUCCUGGGCACAAAACAUUUGUACCUUCCAUGAUAUCUGGUGCUGCUCAGGCCGAUAUCGCUAUUCUAGUUAUCUCCGCUCGUAAGGGAGAAUUCGAGACGGGUUUCGAGCGAGGAGGGCAAACCCGUGAACACGUCAUGUUAGUCAAGACCGCUGGUGUAUCGAAGCUUGUUAUCGCCAUCAACAAGAUGGACGACGCGACAGUGAACUGGGACAAGGCCCGUUUCGACGAAAUCAAAGAGAAGCUCACACCGUUCGUGAAAGCCGCUGGUUUCAACCCAAAAGCAGAUGUCACCUUUGUACCCGUUUCUGCUUACACCGGAAAGAAUUUGAAAGAUCGCGUGGGUAAAGAUGCCCCAUGGUGGGACGGACCCUCUUUCCUUGAAUUGCUCGACAACAUGCCCAUGGUGGAUAGAAAGGUCAACGCACCUUUGAUGUUGCCCGUUUCAGAAAAAUACAAAGAUAUGGGCAGCAUUAUUGUCGGAAAGAUCGAGUCUGGUCAUAUGCGGAAGGGCGAAGAACUCCUCCUCAUGCCUAACAAAGUUAUCGUUGAGGUUGCCGCUAUCUACAAUGAAUUAGAGGAGGAGCUCAACUCUGCUAUUUGUGGGGACAACGUCCGCCUCCGUUUACGUGGUGUGGAGGACGACGAUAUAAGCCCAGGAUUUGUCCUUACAAGUCCGUCGAGACCUAUUCAUGCUGUCCGGCAAUUUGAGGCGCAACUGGCUAUCCUCGAACACAAGAGUAUCAUUUGUGCAGGUUAUUCUGCAGUCAUGCACGUUCAUACAUUAGCAGAGGAGGUCACACUGCCGGCAUUACUUCAUUAUUUCGACAAAGCGACUGGACGCAAGUCCAAAAAACCACCGCAAUUUGCCAAAAAAGGGCAAAAGAUUGUAGCCUUGAUUGAGGCAACUGCGCCUGUCUGCGUAGAAAGAUUUGCUGACUAUCCUCAGCUAGGGCGAUUCACCCUUCGAGAUGAAGGUCGAACAAUAGCUAUUGGGAAGAUAACCAAGCUUAUCGAUUCGCAUGCGGUCAUAGACGAGGUUGCAGAGGGGGUCAGUAAUGUUACGGUGACAAAUUGAAUCCCAAUGCUGAUAUCAAUAUGUACUCAUACGAAGCGAAUGUAAAUAAUAUACCUACACCUUCUGAAGUCAAGCGUGACGCCAAUCUACGUCACGG